Molecule: messenger RNA, 996 nt
Organism: Aricia agestis (brown argus)
Lineage: Eukaryota; Metazoa; Arthropoda; Insecta; Lepidoptera; Lycaenidae
Exons: 1
Coding region: 63-932 (289 amino acids)
Biological process (GO): DNA catabolic process
Cellular component (GO): cytoplasm
Molecular function (GO): 3'-5'-DNA exonuclease activity; nucleic acid binding
Source: RefSeq, a predicted model, not a curated record
GGUAAGCACCUUAUUUACACAUUAUUGCUUUUAAUUCCGGCGCGCGCGGUUGUGGCGGCGAAAUGGUGAUAAAUACUUUCGUGUUCAUGGACAUUGAAACCACGGGGUUACCCUCGGAAGAAUGCAACAAGACAAGAAUAACUGAGAUUAGUAUGAUUGCGGCACAACGAGACCACUUGUUGGACACCAGGCCGGGGGCGACACCUCGAGUACAGCACAAAAUCACCUUCUGCCUGAAUCCUGGCAGGUUAAUAUACCCAUCCUGCUCGGAAGUAACCGGACUGUGUAACGACCUUCUAGAACACGCGCCGAACUUCAACCAAGACAUUUUCCGAAUGCUAGACACAUUCCUGAAUGUUCUAGAAAAGCCGGUUUGUCUCGUCGCACAAAAUGGUAAUCAAUUCGACUAUCCCAUUCUGAAGAAUCAUUUAGUCAAAAUCGGUGUGAGCUUCUCCGAGGAUUUGUUGUGUGCUGACAGUUUCUUUGCUUUUUAUCAUAUAUUCGAGAACAAGAAGAAAGAAAAUUCUAUCACUGAUAAAGUUGUGAUAGAAAAGGAGAAAGAGUCCGAUUUAAGCCCUGAUGAAAUUAAGCUCUCAAAUGAGAGUACACCGAAACGUUUACCAGCCAAUGAAGAUGUACAUACUCCCGUAAAAGAAAGGAAAGACUCGUUGAAGACGAAGAAAUGUUCUGCUCGGAGACGUUUUCCGUGGUCAUGUGGUAGCCGACCUAUAGAAAGUUAUAAAUUAAAAAACAUACAUGAACGCUUACUCAAUCGGCCCUCGGUGGAAGCACACCGAGCUGAAAACGAUUGUAUAAUGCUUAUGGAGUGUGUUGUGGCUUGCGGUGAACAAAUGUUAAAAUACAUGGACUCAAAUCAUCAAAAAUUCUUUGAUAUCAAACCCAUGGAGAUAGGUGUCCGUAUUGGCGCCUAGCACUUCUCCAGAUAUCAAUCACACCACAGCCUUAUAUGUAAGAAGCUACUCAUGGAAUUUCAAU